Molecule: messenger RNA, 1791 nt
Organism: Manis javanica (Malayan pangolin)
Lineage: Eukaryota; Metazoa; Chordata; Mammalia; Pholidota; Manidae
Source: RefSeq, a predicted model, not a curated record
AUGCAACACUAACCACAACUGCUUCGAAGACCUUUACCUCCAAAACUCCCUAAGCUGCCUUUAUAUAAGAAGAAAGUCCAAACAGCCAAGACUGGUAAAAGUAAGCCAGCAUGUGUAAAGUUCGCUCAAGAUGAAACCACUUCAGUUGAAACAGAUAAAACAAGUUUUCAUGAUGUUAUUUCAAGAAGUGAAUCACAAACCCCUACCAAUAUCCAAAAUGUCAUUCUUGAUCAUCAUGUACAAGAAAAAGUGACUGCUAUUUCAACAUCUAAAAAAUCUACUAAGACUGUCUACUGGCACAUUCCAGACACUGCUACUGGUUUCAUAUUUUUUCCAAGUUGUCAGUCAGCAUCAAAUAGAGUUUUUAGGAAAGAAACCAGUCAAAUGGAAAGUUCAAGAAAUUCAAAGGGAGAGCCAUCAAGAAUAAAACAUAUUUAUGCUGAUGUGCUAAAAAAUGCUCUGAUUGUCUCCUCAGAGUUCUCCAAAUCUUCAAGUGCCCCUUCCCUAGUUAUUUCUCCCAAACUCAAGAAAGAUUACUCUGAGUAUCCAUCUUUACCAAAAAGUAGGACCUAUACUUUUAACCAGCCUCUGAUCAGUUUAAGUACAAGAGUGUCAAGAUCUCUACCAAGAAAUACACCUGUUAAAGCAGAAAGAAAACGAUCUGACCAAAUACAAUGAAAUACUACAAUGGUACUAAAUAUUAGUAAUUUUCCAGGUACUAUUUCCAUACCAACACCAGUUUUACCAAGAAAACCUCCAAGACAGUCUGUGAUAGGUAAGUCCAUUCUGAACAUGGUCUCACAAUAUGAAAAUGUAGAAAGUGCCCCAAAGCAAAGGAUGCCAGGCCUACCUGAAGGUCUCAUUAAAUCUUUAGAAAGAGAGGACCCAGAGGGGCAUGUUCCAUAUGGUGAAGGUUUUAAGGCCGUUAGGGUGACGCGUGUGACAGCCAUAGCCGACUUGGCCAUAAUAAACUGUCAAAUACACGAAAGAAAUGCACUUAAUCUUAAGGGCUUUUUUAUCAUGAAUUAUCCAGACUUAACACCUUUGGCUUCCCAACUGAUGUAUCUUAACUUAUCAUUUGAUGAUAUCAGUGACUUUCCAACAGAAGUAAUUUGUCUUAAAAAUUUACAAGUACUGAUCCUGAGAAAUAAUCCUAUCAAAGAAAUCCCUUCUGAAAUUCAACAACUUAAGUUCCUUAGAAUUUUCAAUGUUGCCUUUAAUUUGAUCACUACUCUUCCACCUGGUAAGGUUGAAUUAUUUUCUUUGUUCUACCUUGAGGAACUUGACAUUUCCUAUAAUAAAAUUGCUUUUAUUCCAAAUGAAAUCUAGAAACUCAGAUUCCUCAAUAAAUUGGUUGUUGAUGAGAAUGAAUUGACUACUUUCCCAGCUGCAAUUUUGAAACUUAACGUGAAAAAAAUCCUAUUUGAGAAUAAUUUCAUCUAUCCUAUAUUUUGGAAAGAGAAUUCUUUAAAUAGUCCACAGUGUCUUACUCAAGUUACUUCUUUGUUCUUUUUAAAAAAUGAUCUACACAAAUACUAUGAUGUGAUCCCAGUGGAAAUGCAAAACUUACUAAUGUGCACAUCCAAAUGUGAAUGGUGUCAUGGUCCAAAGUUUGGUGAAGGAUUUUGUGUCAUCCAAUCCUGUGAUAUUUUUGGAGCAACUCAACUUCCUGUCAUGUUCCAUGUCUGUUCUUCUUCUUGUUAUAGAAAAGUAAAGGAAAGCACCUUUGUUUCAAACAGUAUUCCUAGUAAAAGAGUAGCUCUAAAUUAUGAGCUGAUAAAUCAUCUAUGA